Episyrphus balteatus (marmalade hoverfly) is the source of this 435-nucleotide messenger RNA. Its product is annotated as mesenchyme-specific cell surface glycoprotein-like. NCBI's taxonomy places the organism in Eukaryota, Metazoa, Arthropoda, Insecta, Diptera, Syrphidae. The transcript has 2 exons. The record is from RefSeq and is a predicted model, not a curated record. Bases 51 to 389 code for a protein of 112 amino acids.
AGAAUUCACAAAUAUUGAAAAUGUGACAGUUGAACUAAAAUAACUUUAAAAUGAAAUUAUUUACUAAGCUUGUGAUCUUGCUCUUGGGCCUUUUUAUGCUAAUGGAACUUGGAGCCUCUUUUAUUGUUAAAAAGAGUGCUCAUGACCCACCACAAGGUGGACCACCUGGACCACCCGGAGGCAAAAAAGAACUAGCAGCUUUCCAUAGUGUUGUUAAAAGGAGUGCUGAAAAUGGUUCACAAAACGGACAAGGUGGGAAAGGUGGACAAGGCGGACAAGGUGGAAAAGGUGGACAAAACGGUGACGGUCAAGGAUAUGGACAAGCUGGAAAAGGCGGACAAGGUGGGAAAGGAGGAAAAGGCGGAGGCGGUGAAGAUGGCCAAAAUUAACAAAACGGUGAAAAUUCAUCUUUAAUAUAAAUCUUUAACUUUUAUU